Messenger RNA from Perca fluviatilis (European perch), 1887 nucleotides. RefSeq names its product tyrosyl-tRNA synthetase 1 (gene yars1). Bases 141 to 1730 code for a protein of 529 amino acids. NCBI's taxonomy places the organism in Eukaryota, Metazoa, Chordata, Actinopteri, Perciformes, Percidae. Gene Ontology annotation, biological process: tyrosyl-tRNA aminoacylation. The transcript has 14 exons. The record is from RefSeq and is a predicted model, not a curated record. Gene Ontology annotation, molecular function: ATP binding; tRNA binding; tyrosine-tRNA ligase activity.
GAUUGCUUUCCCCUGGAGUUUAAUGUGAGUCGAUAGCAGAGUUGACUCUAGCGCUGAUGCAACACUGACAGGUCCUCCCAACCGGCUUUACUUACCCACGUCUCAUUGUAAGAAGACAGGUUUUGAGAAGGCUCUGCGCCAUGGCAGAUCAGUUAAGCCCGGAUGAGAAGUUCCACCUCAUCACUAGGAACCUCCAGGAGGUCCUUGGAGAGGAGAAGCUGAAGCAGAUUCUCCAGGAGAGAGAGCUGAAGGUGUACUGGGGCACAGCAACCACUGGGAAACCCCACGUAGCUUACUUUGUCCCCAUGUCCAAGAUAGCAGACUUCCUUAAGGCUGGAUGUGAGGUCACUAUUCUGUUUGCAGACUUGCAUGCCUUCCUAGACAACAUGAAGGCUCCCUGGGAGCUGCUGGAGCUCAGGGUGAAAUACUACGAACAGGUCAUCAAGGCCAUGUUGGAGAGCAUUGGUGUGCCCCUGGACAAACUCAAGUUUGUCAAAGGAACUGACUUCCAGCUCAGCAGAGAGUACACUCUGGAUGUGUACCGUCUGUCCUCCAUGGUGACAGAGCAUGAUGCUAAGAAGGCUGGAGCUGAGGUCGUCAAGCAGGUGGAGCACCCCCUGCUCAGUGGCCUGCUCUACCCUGGACUGCAGGCUCUGGAUGAGGAGUACCUCAAGGUGGACGCCCAGUUUGGAGGAGUUGACCAGAGGAAGAUUUUCACUCUGGCAGAGAAGUACUUGCCUACCCUUGGCUAUGCCAAGCGCUCCCAUCUAAUGAACCCGAUGGUGCCAGGACUGACGGGGGCCAAGAUGAGCUCCUCAGAGGAAGAGUCAAAGAUCGAUCUGCUGGACUCUGCCGGAGACGUGAAGAAGAAGCUGAAGAAGGCUUUCUGUGAGCCGGGCAACAUCCAGAACAAUGGAGUCCUCUCCUUUGUCAAACAUGUGGUCUUCCCUCUCCGCGGAGAGUUCUGCGUCAAAAGAGACCCCAAGUGGGGUGGAGACAAAAUCUACACUGCCUUUGAAGAGUUGGAGAAGGACUUUGCUGAGGAGCUGGUCCAUCCAGGAGACCUGAAGGCCUCCGUGGAAGUAGCACUAAACCAACUGCUGGAGCCAAUCCGAAAGAAGUUUGAGUCGCCUGAGCUCCGCAAACUUUCCAACACUGCCUACCCCAACCCCUCCAAGACGAAAGGGGCUGCAAAGGGCACCAAGGCAGGAGGAGGAGAGGAUGACGAGCUGGACCCCUCCAGAGUGGACAUCAGGGUGGGCAAGAUCAUCAGUGUGGAGAAGCAUCCAGACGCUGAUUCACUGUACCUGGAGAAGAUUGAUGUGGGGGAGCCGCAGCCAAGAACGGUAGUCAGCGGUCUGGUGGCCUAUGUUUCCCAGGAGGACUUGCAGGACCGACUGGUGUUGGUGCUGUGCAAUCUGAAACCCCAGAAGAUGCGAGGGAUUGAGUCUCAAGCCAUGCUGCUGUGUGCCUCUAUUGAAGGGGAGCCCAGGAGGGUGGAGCCUCUGGACCCUCCAGAGGGGUCGUCGCCAGGAGAACGGGUCUUUGUCGAGGGAUACGAGACGGGCAAACCAGAUGACAAACUCAACCCAAAGAAGAAGGUGUGGGAGAAAGUACAGGUCGACCUGAAGAUAUCGGGCGAGUGUGUAGCUCAGUGGAAAGACAAGCAGCUGAUGACGAAACUAGGACAGAUCACAUGUAAGACACUCAAAGGAGGCAACAUCAGUUAGGUACAUCACAUUCACCACUCAAGCUGCUCCUGCCGGCCACAUGAAAUCAAGAAUACCUUCAUCAACAAAUCGCCGGUCCCAACUUCAUCUGGAUGCUUUCUUGGCGAGUGAUGGGACAUUGAUGCCAAAAGUCUCAGAUGCUUUGGACUGGCUGGGA